AUGAUGAAACAGGCGCGGUUGAGAAAUGACUAUAAGCUCCUAUUAUAUUACAUUAGAACAAACUGGGUGAGGAAUUUGGGAAAUAUGGGUGACGCAGAUUUGUACCGUCACUCUUAUGUCGGCACAAAAAAGCUCGUCGAAGAGUAUUUGCAAGAAUGUCGGCUUGCUUUGAAUUAUCUUGUAGAAGAAGGAAGUGCCCAUUUGGACGAUAGAUACUUGUUGGGCAUGUUGAUCCAAACAAGAAAAAAUAUUGGUAGAACCGCUUUGGUCUUGUCUGGUGGCAGUACAUUUGGAAUCUUCCACGUGGGUGUUUUGGCAACUUUAUUCGAAGCAAACUUGCUACCAAGAAUCAUUAGCGGGUCGUCAGCUGGCUCCAUAAUGGCUAGUAUCUUGUGCUGUCACACCAAUGAAGAAACUCAGGUGCUAUUGCAAACAAUUGCAUACAGGAAAUUCAACAUCUUUGAGGUUUCUGAUUGCGAUCAGUCUCAGAUACAGGGAAAGUUUAGAAAACUCUUGAUGUUUCUUGGACAUCUUAUCAAAUACGGGACCAUGUUUGAUAUUGAAGCGUUGCAAGAAACCAUGAUUGGGUUUUUGGGUGAAUUAACGUUUCGAGAAGCUUACAACAGAACCGGAAAAAUUUUGAACAUCACUGUUUCUCCAACGUCAAUACACGAACAGACGCGUUUGUUGAACCAUUUAACUGCACCAAAUUGCUUUGUCUGGUCUGCUGUUUGUGCCAGUUGCUCACUUCCAGGAUUCUUCCCAUCUAGUUCUGUUUACGAAAAGAAUAUCAAGACCAAUGAGAUCCACGAGUGGAAUAACGAUGAGUCAAUGAAAUAUAUGGAUGGCUCGGUUGAUAAUGAUUUGCCAAUUACAAGACUACUGGAGAUGUUCAAUGUUGAUCACAUUAUUGCAGUCCAGGUAAAUCCCCAUGUUGUGCCGGUAUUGAAAGUGUCAGUUAGCAACAUUGGUGGAGAAGUAGAAAACGACUUGAGUUAUAAACUCAAACACUUGCUCAAUAAUGCCUACGACUUUGUCUCUUGCGAGGCUAUACACUAUCUCCAGCUAUUGACUGAACUAGACGUUUACAAAAAUUUAUCUAAUAAAAUGAUUUCAAUUCUUUCACAAAAUUAUUCAGGUGAUAUCACUAUUUUACCAGAGUACAAGGUUUCUGAUUUUGUCAAAUUGUUUGAAAAUCCAGACAGCGAUUUUUUACUCGACUUUAUUUGUCGUGGAGCGAAAGCAGCAUGGCCAAAGAUUUCCAUCAUCCACAAUCAUUGCAGCAUCGAGUUUGGUUUGGACAAGGCUAUAACAACUUUACGCGGGCGUAUCAUAACCUCAGCUAAUUACACAUUGGGCAGCGCUGGGAACGAGAUCAAGAGAAGUCAGCUGUACUACAGAUCAUCCCAUUUGCUAAACAACAAUAUGACUUCGUCCCCGGUAUUGGCUACCGAUGGUCUGUACAACACGGCACCAAACACACCAAUGAAGCUCCAAAAGCGGCCAGCAGCAGUACGUCAUAACACCAGUAACUUGCCGCAACGUAGAUCAAAAGCGAGAUCGACUGCAUUUGAAAGUGCUCUCACCAAAAAGGGAGGCUCUUCCACUGCAUUGGCUCAGUUGACACAUGACUAUUUCUCCGGUGACACAACAUUAGUUGCUAAUGAUUCAGCAUCUAUACAUUUUGCCAACGACAACCAAGCAAGACAACGAAUUCGCAAGACAAGAAGUUCGGGUAAUUUCUACAAUAACAACAAUAAUGUGGAAAGAGAAGCAGUAAAAAACAACAAGGACGAAAACAAUGAGAAAGCGAACCUUCCAUCAAGAUCGCGUUCUUUGAAAAACUCGUACAUUGGAUUGAAUAGGCUUAAGGAAAAAGAUCAGAGCAAUAGUAGUAGUCAGGAUUUGAUGAAUAAACUAGAACUGGAAAGGAAGAGCAUUUUGAAAAAUGGGAGCGAAACAAGAAUGGAUUUUUAUGAUAACAGCGAUGACGAUGUUUUACUUAAAUAUGGAGAUGAGGAAGACAACUAUGAGAGGUUAGCUGGACUGAACUCAUCAAACGAGGAAGAUGAAGAUGAUAAUGGUAAUGGUGAUGAAGAUGAUGAAGAAGAUGAUUAUUACGAUGAAGAUAAUGACGCAGAAGUAGAAGAAGAAGAAGAAGAAGAAGAAGAAGAAGAAGAAGCAGAGGAAGAAGCAGAGGAAGAAGCAGAAGAAGAAGCAUUUGCAGAUAAUAUAGACACAACGAAUAAUGUUUCAGAAGAAAACCAUGAGGUUAUAAAGUCAGUUUCGAUGGAAAGAGGAGUAGAUAGUGUUGUUGACGAUAUUAAUGCUUAUUAUGGACAUGAUGGUGAGCAAUUUUAA
Lodderomyces oxycetoniae is the source of this 2361-nucleotide messenger RNA. RefSeq lists its product as uncharacterized. The coding region runs from base 1 to 2361 and encodes 786 amino acids. The record is from RefSeq and is a predicted model, not a curated record. Lineage: Eukaryota; Fungi; Ascomycota; Pichiomycetes; Serinales; Debaryomycetaceae. The transcript has a single exon. Gene Ontology annotation, biological process: lipid metabolic process. Gene Ontology annotation, molecular function: triacylglycerol lipase activity.